AUGGGUAAUGAUAACACUAAGAAGAGCCAAGUGAAGGGAGAGGAAAAGAAAUCUAAGCAGCCGGUUAAUUUUCUGCCUCAAGGUAAAUGGUUGAAGCCGAAUGAAAUCGAAUACGAGUUUGGUGGGACCGCCGGUGUCGUUGGUAUGGUAAUAGGGUUCCCGCUUCUGAUGUACUACAUGUGGAUUUGUGCGGAAUUUUACCACGGAAAGAUUGCCCUGCCAAAGGCAGGCGAAUCCUGGAUGCACUUCAUUAAACAUCUGUAUCAAUUGUUCUUGGAGAACGGCGUUCCAGAAAAGUAUGACUGGACGAUUUUCUUGACAUUUUGGAUUUUCCAAAUAAUUUUCUAUUACACGUUGCCUGGUAUCUGGACUAAAGGUCAACCCUUGUCCCAUUUGAAGGGCAAACAGUUGCCCUACUUCUGUAAUGCUAUGUGGACCUUGUACGUAUCUACUACGUUGGUCUUGGUUUUGCACUUCACCCAUCUUUUCAGGCUGUAUAUCAUCAUUGACCGUUUUGGCAAAAUCAUGACAUGCGCCAUCUUUUCAGGUUUCGCUUUUUCCAUCAUAUUGUAUCUAUGGACAUUGUUUGUUUCUCAUGAUUAUCAUAGAAUGACAGGCAACCACCUUUACGAUUUCUUCAUGGGAGCUCCACUUAAUCCUCGUUGGGGGAUUUUGGACUUGAAGAUGUUUUUCGAGGUUAGGUUACCUUGGUUUACUCUUUAUUUUAUCACUUUGGGUGCCUGUUUGAAACAAUGGGAAACCUACGGCUACGUAACUCCACAAUUGGGCGUUGUCAUGUUAGCCCAUUGGUUGUACGCGAACGCGUGUGCAAAAGGUGAAGAGUUGAUUGUUCCAACUUGGGAUAUGGCUUACGAAAAAUUCGGUUUUAUGCUAAUCUUUUGGAACAUCGCAGGUGUGCCAUACACUUACUGCCAUUGCACUUUGUAUUUGUACUACCAUGACCCAUCUGAAUACCAGUGGUCAACCUUGUACAAUGCUUCACUGUAUAUCGUCUUAUUAUGUGCCUAUUACUUCUUUGACACCGCAAAUGCUCAAAAGAAUUCGUUUAGAAAGCAAAUGUCUGGUGACAAAACUGUCAGAAAGACCUUCCCAUUUUUUCCGUACCAGGUUUUGAAGAACCCGAAAUAUAUGGUGACUUCAAAUGGCUCGUAUUUGUUGAUUGACGGUUGGUACACUUGGGCAAGAAAAAUCCACUAUACAGCUGAUUGGACUCAAUCUUUGAUUUGGGCCUUAUCUUGUGGUUUCAAUUCAGUAUUCCCAUGGUUUUUCCCUGCCUUCUUCCUUGUUGUCUUGGUUCACAGAGCCUUCAGAGACCAAGCUAAAUGUAAGAGAAAGUAUGGAAAGGAUUGGGACGAAUAUUGUAAGCAUUGCCCUUAUGUGUUCAUUCCUUUCAUCUUCUAG
Molecule: messenger RNA, 1422 nt
Organism: Saccharomyces kudriavzevii IFO 1802
Lineage: Eukaryota; Fungi; Ascomycota; Saccharomycetes; Saccharomycetales; Saccharomycetaceae
Gene: ERG4
Product: delta(24(24(1)))-sterol reductase
Exons: 1
Coding region: 1-1422 (473 amino acids)
Biological process (GO): ergosterol biosynthetic process
Cellular component (GO): endoplasmic reticulum membrane
Molecular function (GO): Delta24(24-1) sterol reductase activity
Source: RefSeq, a predicted model, not a curated record